Messenger RNA from Thamnophis elegans (Western terrestrial garter snake), 1038 nucleotides. RefSeq lists its product as uncharacterized. The transcript has 6 exons. Gene Ontology annotation, molecular function: catalytic activity. The record is from RefSeq and is a predicted model, not a curated record. The coding region runs from base 148 to 852 and encodes 234 amino acids. Lineage: Eukaryota; Metazoa; Chordata; Lepidosauria; Squamata; Natricidae. Gene Ontology annotation, biological process: DNA repair.
CGGCGGCGGCGGCUACUGCUACUGCUGCGCCCGGCCGCCACGACCGGCAGGAGGGGGAACCGGCUGGCUGGCUGUGGAAAGGGGUCGCUAAGCGGGCGGCGGGGGGAGGCCUGGCUUUGCGGACGACGUUCCAGGAAGCCUUAAAGCAUGUCAGGGAAAGGGGGUCUUUAUGCGUGUGAAGAUCCAGCCUCCUGGGAAGCCGUUUUGACGAUUUACCAGGAUGUGAUUGAAGCUAUGGGAAGCAAGAAGAAGAAACUAAUUGCCUUGGAUCAGUGGUAUCAAGAAGAGUUGCCCGAAAUUCUUGCAGGGCGCAAGGAAAAAUACUUGACAAAAGAGGAAUUGUCGAAACUCAUGGAAUGGAAGCUUACCAGAGGAAAAUUUCGGCCUCGUUUGCAGCAGCUGGUGGCUGCUAAUCCGAGCGAGAUGGUGAAGGAACAUACCAAAAAAGCUUUCCGUCAACUCCCAGACAUAGAAGUGGCCAUAAAGAAGUUGAAUGAACUGAAGGGCAUCGGGCCAGCCACAGCUUCAGCCAUUCUCGCUGCCGGUGCACCCGAAAUUGCUGCCUUCAUGGCUGAUGAAGUGAUGGAGACCCUCCCAGGCCUGGGACCCCUCCAGUACACCCUGAAAUAUUAUCUGCUUUAUAUGGACAGGAUUCAGAACCUUGUGAAGAAACUGAACAAAGGUAACACCACGGAAACCUGGACAGCUCACCUGGUGGAAAAAUGCCUCUGGACCUGGGCUUUGGCUGAAAAGCUACGUUUGCCCUCUUUACCGAUUAUGAGCCGAGAGGAAGACCAGGGAGAUGGUGAUGAGCAAGGAAACAGAGCCAGGAAGAAGCAGAGAACCAGCUGAACGUGUUCUGACCUAGGCUUCUGAAGAGAGCUGACUCCUCGUCCCGAUAAAACCUCUUUUAUUUUGGUUCAAGGGAAUUCCUUUCCAGCAAAGUUCCGGCAAAGAGUCUUUUGUGAGAUUUCACAACUACAGACCUUGAUCGGGCUUGGAGAGCUGCCAGGCCGAUAUCUUCCAAACGCCAUGCUG